CCUGGAAGCGGAGGUGGAGUUGCCUUUGAGGAUGGAACAUCGAUCUUUGAAGAUGUUCUUGAAUGUGAUGCUGUUACGAGAGGCGCAAGAAGAAUCUUUGAUAGAGGUGAGGUUGAUAUGUUCGAGGAUGCAGAUGUGGGAGUUGGUCACGUGGUGAGCGACUAUGCGAAUUUGGAUCGUAAUGAUGAAAAACUAGGACUUAGACCUCGCGAACCUGCAGGCGUGGAUGAUGUGAAGAGUUUGCUGCAGCAGGAAUUAGCGCUGACUUGCGUUGAUGGAGCGGGCCCUAGUCUACAUUUGUGA
Molecule: messenger RNA, 303 nt
Organism: Paraglomus occultum
Lineage: Eukaryota; Fungi; Glomeromycota; Glomeromycetes; Paraglomerales; Paraglomeraceae
Source: the annotation of a GenBank genome assembly